Molecule: messenger RNA, 7400 nt
Organism: Myxocyprinus asiaticus (Chinese sucker)
Lineage: Eukaryota; Metazoa; Chordata; Actinopteri; Cypriniformes; Catostomidae
Product: potassium voltage-gated channel subfamily C member 1-like
Exons: 6
Coding region: 365-2191 (608 amino acids)
Biological process (GO): protein homooligomerization; potassium ion transmembrane transport
Cellular component (GO): dendrite membrane; axon; neuronal cell body membrane
Molecular function (GO): protein binding; delayed rectifier potassium channel activity
Source: RefSeq, a predicted model, not a curated record
UGGGGAAAUACCACCACCACCACCAUCUUCAUCCUCAUUAUUCUUUCCCCCGCAAAAAUCCCGUUCACACGCGCAUGGAGGAACGCGAUGAAUUCAGGGCGGUGAAAAUCGGUGCGCUACCUCUGAAGGCGUGGACGGCGUAUUAUGCACAUUCUUUUUAUUAGUGUUAAUGGUCUUAUUUAAUACCGUCUCAUUUCCGAAGAUCUGAAUCAUGUAUUAACCCUUUGCGAAACUGGAUCAUACAUGUCGUGGUCAAUGAAAAUCAUCGGUUAAUUCUUAUGGAUUAACAUAUCUGAAUUCAACCGGAGCCAAACCGCUCCUCUCUCCUCCCCUCUCCGUUUUUCUCUCCACCUCUCCCUCCCCUAUGCUCAGUUCGGUGUGUGUCUCCUCAUUCAAAGGGCGCAAGGGUGGCAACCAGACGUCCAACAAAGCAUGUUACAGCGCCGACAUGACUUGCCCGUCGGAAAGCGAGAAAAUCGUCAUCAACUGCGGCGGCGUACGGCACGAGACGUACCGGAGCACCCUGAAGACGCUGCCCGGUACGCGCCUGUCGUGGCUCACUGAGCCCGACGCCUUCAGCAACUUCGACUACGACCCGAAGUCCGACGAGUUCUUCUUCGACCGACACCCGUCCGUCUUCUCGUUCAUCCUCAACUACUACCGCACGGGCAAGUUGCACUGUCCCAACGACGUGUGCGGGCCGCUGUUCGAGGAGGAGCUUGCCUUCUGGGGCAUCGAUGAGACGGACGUGGAGGCAUGCUGCUGGAUGAACUACCGACAGCACCGGGACGCGGAGGAGGCGCUGGACAGCUUCGAGACGCCCGAGCCGGAGGUUCCGGAGGAUGACCCAGCGGCGCUCGCUGGGGACGGGGAUUUGAAGCGGCUCUGCUUGCAGGAGGACGGGAGGAAAGUUGGUUGGUGGCGCGUUUGGCGACCCAGAAUCUGGGCGCUCUUUGAAGACCCUUAUUCCUCCAAAUACGCACGGUAUGUGGCGUUUGGAUCCCUUCUGUUCAUCCUUAUUUCCAUUUCCACUUUUUGCAUGGAGACACAUGAAGCUUUCAACACCAUCUACAACAGAACUGAGAAUGUUACAGAGGGGAACGUUACGAGGGAGGAGAUCGUAUACGAAGUGGUCACGGACAGUUGGUUGAUGUAUGUUGAGGGAAUGUGCGUGAUUUGGUUUACCAUCGAGGUUUUCACACGUGUCGUCUUCUGUCCCGACAAAGUUGAGUUCUUCAAGAGCGCAUUGAACAUCAUCGAUUUCGUUGCCAUCUUGCCCUUCUACCUAGAGGUUGGUCUGAGUGGGCUCUCCUCCAAAGCGGCGAAAGACGUCCUGGGAUUCCUACGCGUGGUGCGGUUCGUCCGGAUUCUGCGUAUCUUCAAGCUGACGCGUCACUUUGUGGGCCUGCGCGUUCUCGGACACACGCUUCGCGCCAGCACCAACGAGUUCCUCCUCCUCAUCAUCUUCCUUGCGCUUGGAGUCCUCAUCUUUGCCACUAUGAUCUACUAUGCCGAGAGGAUAGGAGCGAGUCCAGACGACCCUACGGCAAGCAACCACACCAAUUUCAAAAACAUCCCCAUUGGUUUCUGGUGGGCUGUGGUUACCAUGACUACCCUGGGCUAUGGAGAUAUGUACCCGGAGACUUGGUCGGGCAUGCUGGUGGGGGCGCUGUGUGCCCUGGCGGGCGUACUGACUAUUGCCAUGCCAGUGCCUGUGAUUGUCAAUAACUUCGGCAUGUAUUACUCUCUUGCCAUGGCCAAGCAGAAGCUGCCCAAAAAGAAAAAUAAACAUAUCCCAAGAGCACCGCAACCCGGGUCGCCCAAUUACUGCAAGCCGGAUGCACUCGCCAUGGCAACGGCUUCGCCCCAGAGGAUCCUGGGUAACGUGCUGGGCGGUGUGCUGGUAUCUAGCGGCCUGACGGGAGACUGCCCACUAGCUCAGGAGGAAAUUAUUGAAAUUAACAGAGACUCGAAGCAGAAUGGUGAUGCAGCGAGUGCUGCUCUAGCAAACGAGGACUGUCCAACAAUUGAUCAGGUUCUCAGUCCAGACGAGCGAAGCCCAAUGGGCCGAACCCGAGAGCGCUACCAGCAGGACAGAGCCUGCUUCCUCCUCAACACACGAGAGUUCCGACCCGCUGAUGGAAAUGUGCGGAAAGGUUGUGUCAUAUCCCGCGUUUUGUUAAGUUUCUAGCAUUUGGCAAUUCUUUUAAGGAGACACAGUUUGUCACUGAAUCCUGAAGAUUUUGGCGAUGGGGCCAUAUCAUCCACGCGGGACAUGUGAGGAAUUUCGGAGUGGCAAGAAGACUGCAUGGGGGAAAACCCCCCAAAGAAAAUCGGAAAUUUCCGGGGGGCCGGAUCUUCACACGGUAACCAAAGCAACCUCACAGAAAAUCCCGGAUCACUCCUCUUUAUACAGACUGACUUAACUGAACAUUGCACUGACACCUAGAAAGAGAAAAAUGACUCUUUAAGGAACGAAAGGAAAACAUUCCAUUGUUUUUUGUCUGGCGUUCAAGAUCAAAACACCAGAUGUUUUGACUGUCACACUGAUCUGGGCCCUGAGUUUCUGUAUAUUAAUCUAUAUAUAAGAAUGAAGGACCAAGAUAUUAGAAUAAUUAUGUAGCAUUUCUGCUAAGACCCUGUAGCAUUUCUUGGCUGGGAGAACUCUCCAAAAAAACUUUCUAGAGACUGAUAUUCAUCGACAGUUUGCACAGAAUGACUAAAAAAGGCUUAGUCAUGCACAAUUAUUUUCUUGUUUUUACCACGCAGCAUUUUAGCAGCAAAAUGUGUCGUUUGUACAUUGCCGUGUGGUAGUUUCCAUACCCUGUCUGAGAAAAGUCUGAGUCUUAGAGUAGCUUUUAUUUUUGAAUGAAUCUAACGCACUGCAAAAGUGAAACACAAUUCUUCCAAUUUUUUUCCUCGAGUUCAGGGGAGGCAACAUCAAAAACCCAGUCCCAACAGACCAAAGGCCAUUUUCUGUGACCAAAUAAUGUACAAAGCUAAAAGGGCACAAAAUAGCUGCAGAUUAUCCCUGUCAGAUCUUAACUGUCUGUCAAAUUCUACCCAUCAAGCCAGUGAGUUUGUCUUGUCCCUUUAAAUGCGAACAGAUUGGAUAUACUGCCAGGGGUGCUUUAAUUUCAAAAGAACCCUGUUGUUUUGCCGGGCAUUGCCCCAAAACCCCCAAACUGAGGAGUUUAUAGAAUUCAAAUUUUUGCAAUGGCCUAUCUUGUUACUGAAUAUAGAGAUUUAUUUUGUAUUUUUGCUUUUGAUUUAGAUUUUUUUUGUAAUUUAGUAGAGCUUAUGCUGCCAUAGAUAAUAUACAGUACAUGCACACAUUAGCGUGCUUGGACCAAUAACAAACACAAGUUUGUUUACUUUUCUUUGAAAGAGGGUAUAAAGGUCAGGGAAAUGCAGAGACAUUCUUAAAAUGUUCCCUUUUAAAAAGAAAUAUUUAAAAAAAACGUCUAUGUAAGACUUGUCUAAAACUGCCUUCAAAGUUUCCCUCCAUUUUCGUCCCAAGUUUCCCUCCACUUUCUCCUAUUGGCUGGAUGUCUCUUGAGUGUUGCUCCUUCUUAACCAGUCAGAGGGAGCAUUCUAGGAGGUGUCACCAGGCAAAUCAAGAAGAAUAAAUGUACAAAACAAAAGAACAAAUUUAUAUUUUGAUAAGCUUCACCAGGAAUGCAACGCCACAGAUGUAUGUUUGAAUGCAACUGUAAAAGUGCAACAAAUGCAAUUCCAACCACACUAGAAACAGCCACACAAAGAACUUGAACAACACACACACACAAAAAAAGAGGGAACAAAGAAAAUUCGCUCUCUUGGAGGGAGGGCGUAAACGGAAAUGCGUUUCAUCAAACGCGUUUUUUUCCCCUCUUAGACUGAACUGUGAGAAAAUGUAUGUCAAAAUAUGAAAAAAGAAAAACAAAUGGGAAAAAACCAACAACUUGGAAAGAAAAAAAAAUUUAAAAAUGCAUUUUUGUAACUUUGUUUACCAGCAUGAAAACUUUGCAUGACUGUAUUUUCUGCGAGCCCUUAGUUGAAGUGAGGAGGGCUAAAAUAGUAAUAAAAAAGAUAUUAAUAAUAAAGAUGUUGAUAAAUAGAAAAAAACAUGAUAUGCAAUGGAUAUUUAAGAAAAUAAUAUAUUUAAAAGAGCUAUAUUUUGUUUUGAAAUAGGAAGAAAAUGUGAAUAAAUUCUGACUGCGAGCUACACAAUGAACUGUUCUAUUAGUUUAAAAGGAUAGUUCACCCAAAAAUUAAAAUUCUGUCAUCAUUUACUUGACCUCACGUUGUUCCAAACUUUACUUUCUUUCUUCCAUGGAAUACAAAAGGAGAUGUUAGGCAGAAUGUAAGUGUCAGUCACCAAUUUCUUUCAUUGCAUCAUUUUACCAUACAAUGAAAGUGAAGAAAAGAAAGAAAGGAAAAUGAAAGGCAUUCAGGUUUGGAACAACAUGUGGGUGAAUUAAAUAAAUUCUAACCGAAAUUUCAUUUUGGGGUGAACUAUCCCUUUAAGAUAAAAAAACAAAAACAAAUCUAAAUGCCAUCAAAAUAUGUUCUGCUACAUACUGCCCCAUGUACCUUUCUUGUUAAGUUCAAAUGUUUCACUUUUUUUUUCAUUGACUGUUUGACUUGUAUGUUUUGGUAUUCCGAGAGGCUGGACCGUUAACUUACUGUAGUUCUGAAUUGUUCAGCUAAUGUUUGUCUGAAUACAGCAUUAGGUUCCUCUGUAGCCAUGGUAACAACUGUGCUAGAACUCUCUGUAAGCGGGAUAUGGCCUCUUUUCCCGGCAUGCAUAUAUAGGGGCUGAUAGCGUUUCAUUGUCUCGGAGUUCACUUUCUAUCAUUGGCAAUAAUAUGAAUGAUAACCCAGAGAUCUGUUCAAUUGUAGCAAGGCAAAGAGGAGACUCCUAUUUGUCUCGGUGUCUUCCUUAUAGGUACCGUAUGGAAAACUGUUUUUUGUAGAGGCUUUGUGUCUCUAAUCUCAGGUCAACAAGCUCAGUUCCGCACCAGACCUCUGCCUGCCUUUUGCUAUUUCUCACCUCGUCUCUUUUAGUGAUAGUGGUUUCGAGAUACACUCUGGUCAUGUGCAAGCCAACACAGAAUUUAUUAAAGUGCAUAAAUUGCAAAAUAAUUACUAUAUAAUAUAAAUAAAUAGAGAGACUUUUAACAUCCAAAAUAUUACUCACUUUACCUUUAAAUGUUUUGGCGAACUUAAUUAUGCUUUUGACUACCAUUAAGAGUGUAAUACUUUACGCUCUGUUUAACUAAUUUAACUAUGUUUAAAUCCAUUCUGCAGAAUUCAGCAGAUUUCGGCCCAAAAUCAAUGCGGAAAAUGUGAAAAAGAAAAGUCUUGCUAAUGUUUAGUUUCAACUGUAUAUGUUGAUUUGUGUGCUCUCUGCACGCUGUUAAACAUACCAUGAAAAACGCUAAAUUUAGUCAUGCUAAUUUGGUUGUUUGGCUGUGCAGUUUUAUCAGUAGGCUAUCAAAGGUUGUCUCAGGACAAUUUUUAGGCUAAUAGAAAACAUAAUAGUUCUUGUUCCAAAAUGGGGCCUCACGUUUAGCGAGCACUGAGCAAGCACACACUUUAGUAGCAUCUUUAGCAUUGUAGCACUGCAGCUUUCAUAACAUCACUGGCUUAUUUUAGCUAGCAUUUAACAUAAGGCUUUUUAAAAAUAAACCCUCCAUACUGGAAAAUCUUGUUUGAGAUGGAUAUUUAUCAUAGGAAUUAUCUUGGGACACAAUGCUAAAGCUAAACAUUUAGCAUUUAGCUUUUGGCUAGUAGAAAACAUGAUAGUUGAGUUCCUGCUUCAAUUUUGAGCAUCAUGUUUAGCACUGAGCAAGCUAAACAGUUCAGUAGCAUCUUUAUUAUUGUAGCACUGUAGCUUCCAUAAUAACAUCACAGGCUGAUCUAUUAAUAACUACUAAAGCUUUGCUAGCAUUUAGCAAUUAGGACAUUGCCAAAUAAACCCUAUCUACUCGAAAAUCGACUUUAAUCUUAAAUUAAAAUUAAUUUUGGGACAAGUUAGCUUGUUUCUAGCUGGUCUCAGAUGGUCAAAGGUGCUAGACCAACUUGGACUAGCAGAAAACCGGCAACUAUGGCAGCAUGGACCAGCUAGGGACCAGCUAACAUGUUCCAAAACAGCUUUCAGCUUAAUCUGGAUUUUCCAGUAGGGCUGAUAAACUUAUUCAAAAUGUUGCAAUAAUCAUAAGCGAGAUACACAAGUCCUAUGCAAGGUAUUGCUAGCUAUAUAUGAUGGGUAGAUUAAUCAUAUAUGUAGAUGAAUAAUAUUUUCGGUACUUUAAUCACAGAAAUGCUUAUCAUGCGUGAAGCAAAUACGUCAAGGUUCAUGUUGCCAUAUAAUGGUCAUUGCAGAUGUGGUCAUAUACCAAUAUGCUGCAUGAAGAUAUAUGGGUGUUCUAGGAGCUUUAAAGGCAUGGUGUGGUGAAUUAUAGAUGGUCGUAGCCAGUUAGGGUCAACCUAUUAACCUUGAACAAGGUACUUGGAAAAUAAUUGUCUGCUAAUUGACAAUUCAACAGAAAAUGAGGCAAGGACAAAUUAGAAAAGGAAUUUGAGAGAUUGUAAAAGUUUGAGCAGGCAGAGGUCUGGUGUCGUAGCAAAGGUACGGUUUGUGUGAUUCAGUGUCUGCUGAUAUCAUCGGCUUCUGAUAUGUGACCUUUAGGAGAAAGGCAAUAUGAUACAGCAUAUAUUUUCAAAACCUUAGCAAACGAAAACGAGAUGUCUCCAUUGCUGGGUCACUGGGUCCGUUUCCAAUGAAACAUUAUAGCCCAAAUAGGUCUUUGUUUUUUUCAAAGUUGUGCAUAUUUAUAGUUUUAUAAUUAUCGAUUUAUCGAAUGAUUUAUAUUUUAUACAGAGUUUUUGUUGUAGUCCAUUCCUUUGUUCCAUUUCAUAUUUUUAUGACCACCUUGUUGUUGUUCAGUUGUUUAAAAAAAAUAGCCUGCUGGUUUUAUUUUAGAAGGCAUUAAGACCACUUUGGUCCAAGGGUCGCAAAGUGACGCAUAAUAAAUAUUUUAAAGCAUGCUUCCAGCAAAAACACAUCAAUGCAUAUCCACACUGGCAAAAGCCUAGGUGUUUCAUACCAUGAGGCAUUUUGUUUCAUUCCUGAACAUUCAUUUUCUUUUUAAGACAAGUUCAUUCUCUUUUUUUAACAUACUGCCCUUUUGAAAUGAUUUGGAAUGGUAGAUCUGUCUGCAUCUAUUUCUUAUUGUGCAAUUUACUGUGCCUGCUCUUGUAUCCAAUGUCAGUUUGAUCACCGUUUCCUGUGUAUCAAGUUUUAUUUGAUGUACUUGAAUUACAGAUAUGCAAUCACCACCUCUCUGACCACUGCCAAUCACCCGAUCAAUCAACAUGAUCAGUAAUCAAUAUGAUUAAAGUGAUUAACAACC